CCGCGUCCGAUCGUCGUCGUUGGUCGUCGGUUACCGCGUGCCGUUACCGGUCGAGGAUGCUGAAAAGUCUCUCGUUCGAGGAACAUCGUUGCGACUCGAAUACGCUCGCUUCCGUCGAACGUACGAGGGACGAUCCGACGAAUUCAGCUCGAAGCUCGAUUAAAGCGAACGACGAACGCGAACGACGAACGUGAUGGGACGAAAUGAUUCCGCAUCGAGGUCACGGGGGACCCGUUGAUAGGUUGACUCGAUAGGCUGAAAUGUCGAGUUACCGAUAAACGAGUAGCAUAAAUACGCACCGCACGCGAAACGAAACGAAACGAAACGAAACGAAACGAAACGAAACGAUACGGAACGCGAGCUCCGCCAUCCUCCCCCGCGACUACUUACGAACGAAUCGCAUCGUCGAGAACCGUCAGAGUCGGGUCGACGACGAAGCGGUCGAGAGCGUCGCGCGUCGAUUCCCCGGCGAUUAUAGCUGUUUCGAUUCGAAUGUUGGUCGAUCGCGAAACCAUCGGCAAGGAAAUGCCCUCGUCUUACGCGAAUAUCGUGUUUCGCUCACGCGGCCGCGACGACACAGAUUGGCUGUCGUGCAGAAAAGUGCUGAACAUCAUGGUGAUUUCGGGAUUCAUGUUGAAUUACAUGUUACGGGUGAAUUUGACGAUAGCCAUCGUAUCGAUGGUGAUGCCGGACAACCAUACGUCCGACGGUAUCGAAUCGAACGCGACCGGUAACUGCGUCGACGGCGGAACCGCGAUCGAGCUCGAUUCGUUCCCUGUCGCCGGGAAUACGUCGAACGCGGACGACUCGUCCCCGUUCGCGCCUUCACCGAGAAACGAGGAAAUACAACAGACGCGAUAUCCCUGGAACGAGUACGAGGUGAACCUCGUUUUAGGAAGUUUCUUUUGGGGUUACAUCUGCACGGAGCUACCGGGCGGCAGACUCGCGGAAAUUUUGGGCCCCAGGAGAGUGUUCGGGUACAGUAUGCUGGCCUCCAGCGCCUUAACGCUGUUGACUCCGGUGUCCGCGACUGGCGGUUAUAUCGCGGUUGCCGUUCUGAGAACGAUUCUCGGCUUCCUGUUGGGUGUCACUUGGCCCGCCAUACAACCGAUGAGCGCUCGAUGGAUCCCACCGACGGAUCGCAGCAAGUUCGUCUCGAACAUGAUGGCCUCGGCGCUCGGCGCGGCGAUAACCAUGCCGAUCUGCGGCUUUCUGAUCGCUUCGCUCGGAUGGGAGUCCGUCUUUUACGUGACCGGCGCGAUCGGGCUCGUCUGGAGCGUCGCCUGGUUUCGGUUGGUAUUCGACUCUCCCGCUCAACAUCCGAGAAUCUCCGCGGAAGAACGUCGGUACAUCGAGGAUGCGAUCGGUACUACCGCCGUAACAAGGGGUCUGCCCGUGCCUUGGAAGUCCAUUUGCCUCUCCGCCCCCGCCUGGGCUAUCGUAAUCACACACGGGUGUAGCGUGUUUGGAUAUUUCACCGUGGUUAACCAGUUACCGACCUACAUGAAGUACAUUCUCAAUUUUAACAUUAAACAGAACGGAUUGCUCUCUUCGUUACCGUAUCUGGGUAAAUACAUAUUCGCCGUGACCACGUCUACGGUAGCCGAUUACUUGCUCGCAAGAAGAAAGCUGUCGGUAACGGCGAUUCGUAAACUGUUCACCAGUUUCGCGUUGCUGAGUCCGAGUCUGUUGAUGAUCGUGCUGGCUUAUCGCGGCUGCGAUCGGGUCGCGUCCGUGACGAUCUUCACCAUGGCGUUGACGAUAAACGGUGCCGUGACAGCCGGUUAUCUGGGCAACGGAUUGGACAUCGCACCCAAUUUUUCCGGAACUAUUUUCGGCAUCGCGAACACCCUCAGUUCUCUGGGUGGAUUUCUGAGCAGCUACAUGGUCGGCACGAUAACGUACAAGAAUCAAACUUACGCGCAAUGGAGCAUCAUCUUUUGGAUCUUGGCGUCGACCUACUGUUUCGGGGCUCUCGUGUUUGCGAUCUUCGGGACUGGCGAGUUACAGAAGUGGAACAACCCCACCGAGGCGGCAGCGGACAGGAGAAAUGUCGAAACUCCUCUCGAUCUAGCAGAAUCUCUGCCUCUGAAAACCACAUCGAUUCCUUAGAGAAACUCCAAACGAGACGUUGGAGGCUUUUUGAACAUUAAACGCCCGUAA
Molecule: messenger RNA, 2163 nt
Organism: Nomia melanderi (Alkali bee)
Lineage: Eukaryota; Metazoa; Arthropoda; Insecta; Hymenoptera; Halictidae
Source: RefSeq, a predicted model, not a curated record